This is a messenger RNA of Xyrauchen texanus (razorback sucker), 2224 nucleotides long. RefSeq names its product CD209 antigen-like protein E. The transcript is spliced from 5 exons. Lineage: Eukaryota; Metazoa; Chordata; Actinopteri; Cypriniformes; Catostomidae. The record is from RefSeq and is a predicted model, not a curated record. Bases 374 to 1267 code for a protein of 297 amino acids.
CUCUUCCUGAAAGGGGGGCGGGGAGCAGCAGCUCAUUUGCAUUUAAAGAGACACACACACGAAAACCACGUGAUGUUGAUUCCACCCAAAAAGAGACAUUUACAACAUACAUUUACAACAAAACUUCAUAGACACAUUCUGGGGACACCUGAGACUUAUAUUACAUCUUGUAAAAAGGGGCAUAACAGGUCUCCUUUAAAUUACUUCUGCUUUUGGGGAUGUCCAAGUUCUGCAUGUCAUGUCUUAUAAGGGGUGAUAAAAAUAUCUCUGAUCUCAUAGGAAAUUAGAUGAGAAACCUCAGACCAGCCACACCAUUUACCAGCUACUUUAUUAAAACCUCACAAACCAAAGAGCUCAGAUACAUACAGCGGAGAUGUCUCAGAUACAUACAGCAGAGAGUGUUUAUGACACUAUAGACAUUGAUUUGGCAGAGGAGAUGAAGAGACAAGAUGGUCAGCAGAUGACUAUUUAUGCCAAUGCAGACAACAAAAGCCGUCAUAAUGUCAGGACAGAGACAGAGGACACAAAGAGACACAAAACACCUCAACGUACAGGAAGUGAGUGUGUGAGGAACAGAAACUUCAGAACAGCUACAGUGUGUUUGGGGCUGCUGUGUGUUCUUCUGCUGACCGCAGUCAUAGUGCUGUGUGUCCAACUCUUUAGAAAGACAGACCAGUUUAACACCAACAAUAAAAACAUAUUUGAAGAGAGAGACCAGCAUCUUACCUGGAAUUCCAAUCUCACAGAAGAGAGAGACGAGCUACUCACCAAUAACAACAACCUCAUUACAGAGAGAGACCAGCUUCUUACCAGGAAUACCAAACUCACAGAAGAGAGAGACGAGCUACUCAACAACAAUAAAAACUUAAAUCAGGAGAAGAAUGAACUGCAGAAGACUCUUCGUGAACUGGAUGGAUGGAUUUACUAUCAAUCGAGUUUUUACUACAUUUCCUCUGAGAAGAAGAGCUGGAGUAAAAGCAGAAGAUACUGUACAGAGAGAGGAGCAGAUCUGGUGAUCAUUAACAACAUAGAGGAACAAAAUUUUCUUAAGAAACAUUCUGGUGAAGAAAUCUGGAUUGGUCUGACUGACAGUGAGAAUGAAGGCACGUGGAAAUGGGUGAAUGGCAAAACACUGAACUCUGGGUUCUGGAUGGCUGGACAGCCCAAUGGUCAAAGAACAGAGAACUGUGCUUUAAUUAUAUCGUCAGAGUGGCAUGAUUAUCCAUGUAAUGAUGCCUUUAAAUGGAUUUGUGAGAAGAACAUUUAGAAAUGUCAUGACAUCAAAUACAUGUUUAUUUUGUAAACUGUGAAUAUCCAGAAUUGAUUGUCAUUCAUGAGGACCAGGCAUUAUGAUAAGUGAUUCAAGACAAUCGAAAGUACAACAUGGAACCACAACUGUAACAAGGCAAAAAAAAAAAAAAAAUAUAUAUACUGUAUGUGCAACAUAUCUAUUAAAUGCUAUUUAAUUAUACAUCAAAACUUCAGUUUUAAAUUGAAUAAUACGUUUAUUAAAGUACUGGCGACCUGUCCAGGGUGUCCCCCGCCUUUCGCCCAAUGUUAGCUGGGAUAGGCUCCAGCCCCCGCGACCCUGUACACAGGAUAAGCGGUUGACGAUGGAUGGAUGGAUGGUUUAUUAAAGUUUUCGAUAAAUACACUCAAUAUUUUUUUUUUCAUUAUUCUGUCCUGUGUUUGAAUGUUUGCAUCUGAUGAAUCAGGAUGAGAUGGAUUAAAAUGCAGAAAUAUAUUUAAUAACAAACUUCCAAAAACACAGAGGGCAAAUCCAGAGAAGCGUCGUAACACAGAAUACAGGUCAAAAGCCAGGAGAUCAGGUGAAUAAACAAACAGGCGGAACAGGGCAGGGAAAAACAAACAUGAGAAAGAAUGGACAGAUAAACUACAAGAGUUUAAACUAUAAACUAAAGGUGAACUGGCAAGGUAAGAGUCCAAAAAACAGCGCAGGUGAAACUAAUACUCAGGGGAUUGAGAGCGAGUGUGGGAACUGGAAGACGUGGGGUGGAUUGUGGAACUGGAUUCCAUGACAGCAUCUAAUGUUGUCAAUGAACUUGACUAUGGAGGAAGAACUGAAGAAGUUGUGAUCAUACUGUAGUUAUGUAGGCUGAGAUUUUUAUGCAGGGCUGUUGAAUUUUUUUAUUUUAUAAUGUCUGGAUUUUGAUCAUUCGCAAUGAUGAGAAGCAAAAAGAUCAUUCCCUCAUUAAAGAUGUUA